Messenger RNA from Drosophila willistoni, 564 nucleotides. It is a transcript of the gene RpII15, whose product is annotated as DNA-directed RNA polymerase II subunit RPB9. Gene Ontology annotation, molecular function: DNA-directed RNA polymerase activity; nucleic acid binding; zinc ion binding. Gene Ontology annotation, biological process: transcription initiation at RNA polymerase II promoter; DNA-templated transcription; maintenance of transcriptional fidelity during transcription elongation by RNA polymerase II. The coding region runs from base 85 to 474 and encodes 129 amino acids. The transcript is spliced from 3 exons. The record is from RefSeq and is a predicted model, not a curated record. Gene Ontology annotation, cellular component: RNA polymerase II, core complex. NCBI's taxonomy places the organism in Eukaryota, Metazoa, Arthropoda, Insecta, Diptera, Drosophilidae.
UGCAACAACAAUUUAAAGCGACUGGCCACACUAUUUGCCGCUUGUUUUUACUUGGUACUACAAUUUUUUAGCAAUAUCAGCACGAUGGCAGCCGCAUUUGAUGUUUCACAUACUGAAGGUCCUGGCUUUGUGGGCAUACGCUUUUGUCAGGAAUGCAAUAACAUGCUGUACCCCAAGGAGGACAAGGAGAACAAAAUCUUACUCUAUGCAUGCCGCAAUUGUGACUACAAACAAGAGGCCGAUUCUAAUUGUAUUUAUGUAAACAAAAUUAUGCACGAAAUCGACGAACUGACUCACAUAGUGCCCGAUGUGAUAUCUGACCCGACAUUGCCACGCACCGAGGAUCAUGCAUGCCCAAAGUGCUCUCACCGCGAGGCUGUAUUCUUUCAGGCCCAGACCAGACGUGCCGAAGAGGAGAUGCGACUGUACUACGUGUGCACCAAUCAAAAUUGCACACACCGCUGGACUGAGUAGACACAAUAGAUGGCUAAUGAAUUACGUAUAAUGUAUAACAAUAACUUUAAUAACAAAACUACACAUAUAUAUAUUGAUUCUAAAAACAAA